AUGUCAGAAAAUACCAACAUUCUGAUGUUAGAACUAAAAUUUGCUAAAAGGUGCGCUCGUUGUGAUAGGCAAAGGAAAAAGUGUGAUAUAGAGAUAACGUUGGGAAAGUUCAGAUGCACGAAUUACCCACCACUUGAACUCGAUGUUUCUGAAGAGGAGGAUGGCAAAAUAUAUUUACAACCUAAUGACCAAUCUAAUGACAAUAAAUAUGAAAUAAAUCAAGAUACAUUCGAAAAAAUUUUAAGGAUAAAAAUAAAAAAUGGAUUCGAUUUGGGAAAAUUUAUAAACGAAUCGGUAACAAAUAGAAUCGAUUCCUUCUCGGCUCAAACCCCUAUCGCCGAAUAUAAUUGGCCUCGAUUUGAGGAAGAACUUGGAUUUUCAGGAUUUUCUAGUGCAUUUAGAGAAUUUGAAGAACUGUUCCCAGGAGAAUAA
Molecule: messenger RNA, 432 nt
Organism: Racocetra persica
Lineage: Eukaryota; Fungi; Glomeromycota; Glomeromycetes; Diversisporales; Gigasporaceae
Source: the annotation of a GenBank genome assembly